Molecule: messenger RNA, 1215 nt
Organism: Spodoptera littoralis (African cotton leafworm)
Lineage: Eukaryota; Metazoa; Arthropoda; Insecta; Lepidoptera; Noctuidae
Source: the annotation of a GenBank genome assembly
AUGAUGAGCGGACGAAGAUUGGCCUCGUGUUCAGCAGUCACAGCUGUGUUGCUGGUGCUCAUAAUUAGUGGUUCAGUUACAUCGUCAGACGAAUCAUUGUUUCCUCGUUUCGUGGAGCCGGUCACGAACGUGACGGUGACGGUGGGACGAGACGCGCUCCUCGCCUGCGUCGUCGAAGACUUACGAGGUUACAAGGUGGCGUGGGUCCGCGUUGACACUCAGACAAUUCUGAGUAUCCACCACAACAUAAUAACCCAAAACGCGCGCAUCAGUCUGUCAUACAACGACCACCGCUCGUGGUACCUGCACAUCAAGAACGUGCAGGAGGUGGACCGCGGCUGGUACAUGUGCCAGGUCAACACCGACCCCAUGCGCUCCAGGAAGGGUUACCUGCAGGUGGUGGUACCACCAGUGAUAAUAGACAACAUGACGUCGACGGAUAUGGUGGUUCGCGAAGGUACCAACGUGACCAUGGUCUGCCGAGCCACUGGCUACCCUGAACCGUACGUCAUGUGGAGGCGAGAGGACGGACAGGAAUUCAACUGUAAUGGCGAAUCAGUGAACGUGGUAGAUGGUGAAAAUUUAACGAUAUCGAAAGUGUCUCGACUUCACAUGGGCGCCUACUUGUGUAUCGCCUCGAACGGAGUCCCGCCAUCGAUCAGCAAGCGCGUCGUGCUCAUGGUGCAAUUUCCACCGAUGUUAUCCAUCCCGAACCAACUGGAGGCGGCAUACAUUGGGCAGGACGUGACGCUGGAGUGCCAUACGGAGGCGUACCCCUCCUCCAUCAACUACUGGACCACUGACCGCGGAGACAUGAUCAUAUCAGGAAAUAAAUACAUCACGUCACUAAGCGACGACAGUUACAGUCGGAAAAUGAAAUUGACUAUACGGAGGGUAUCGUCAAAAGAUUUUUCAUCUUACCGCUGCGUCGCGAAGAACUCCCUCGGCGAGACGGAUGGGCUUAUCCGACUUGACGAAAUCCCCGCUCCUUCGACAACGAGUACCACGGACAAUAACGUCCCUACAUUUCCUCAAAGAAAGAAAGGUAAACAUAAAAAUCGUUGGCGGGACAGCUCCGCCGAGAACAGAGUCAUAGGAGACUACGAAGUAGAAGAGUGGAAGGAUGUCGAUUACGAGUCGACGCAGUCUUCCCGGUCCACCAUCAGUCGAGGCGCUUCUCUGGUCAUCAUUGGAGGCUUUUUGAUUGCAAGCUGA